Molecule: messenger RNA, 3336 nt
Organism: Malaya genurostris
Lineage: Eukaryota; Metazoa; Arthropoda; Insecta; Diptera; Culicidae
Product: kelch-like protein 5
Exons: 10
Coding region: 457-2436 (659 amino acids)
Molecular function (GO): protein binding
Source: RefSeq, a predicted model, not a curated record
UUUCUAGUCUGAGACCUGACUGGGCCUUCCCCUGAGUUCAUUGUAUGUGCGAAUCGCGGUCCGUGAACUUGUGAUUAUUUCUCGCUUGUUGCCGUGAUCGUGUUGUGUAUCUGAGUUGAGAUCAGGCUGGCCUAUUCGAGAGCAGAUAAUGAGUUUUGUCGUCGUGGUGCUGUUAUUUGCGACAAAGAAAGGAACAGCCAGCUCCUGGGAUUUUCCAGCUUUCAGCGGGUAAAACAAAAAUAGAAAUACUAGGCGGCCACGGAUUGCGCCAGUAGUGCUCAGUCUGAAUCUAGGAAUCGUCACAAAUGGACAAGUGAAUUUCCUCUACGGUAGAAACCAAAGAAAAUAGUAACCCAAGUGGAAAAAAACAUUGGUUUAGUACUGUGCAUAAAGUGGAAUUCAGUGUACAGCACGAAGUGAAAACAAGCGGAAAAAUACAAGAAACAAAAAGCCAACAUGAGUGAAAUUUCCUGCAAAGGUAGUCCUACAUCCAGCGCUAGCGCACGGAUAAGCUUGGUCACAGACGAAAGCCACUUCAGUUUGGCCAGUCUGAACUCCACCGCCAGUCAGGAUGAAUUUUUCCGGUGCAGGGAACAUUCCGAUCUGGUGCUCAAACGGAUGCAAGAAUAUUUGCAGAACGAGAAACUGUGCGAUGUGAUCUUGGUCGCCGGAUUAGAUGGCAAACGAGUACCCGCACAUCGUCUGGUACUAUCCGCUUCGUCGGCCUACUUCAGUGCGAUGUUCACCGGCCAUCUGCGCGAGAGCCAACAGGAAGAGAUAACACUACAGGAAGUGUCUGGUGAGGCCCUCCAGCUGCUCAUUCAGUAUUGCUAUACGGGAGCAAUCGAAUUGCGCGAGGACACCGUCGAAACGUUACUCGCGACCGCUUGUCUACUGCAGCUGAGCACAAUCGUCAAUGCAUGCUGUACCUUCCUAGCCCGCCAACUGCAUCCGUCCAACUGUCUGGGGUUUUCCUUGUUUGCCGAGCAGCAAGGAUGCACCGCACUGGUGAAAAUUGCCUCUGCCUAUACCUGCCAACACUUUAUGCAAGUCUGGAAGAAUCAGGAAUUUUUCCAACUGGACUCGGUUCAGCUGUCAAAUCUGCUGCAGAGUGACGACUUGAACGUUCCAAAUGAACAGGAAGUGUUUCAUGCCUUGAUGGCAUGGAUUCAGUUCGAUUCUGAGAAUCGGAAAAAAUACAUUCCCGAACUGUUGGCAUUAAUUCGGUUGCCACUAUUGCAACCGUCGUUCAUAGUCGACCACGUGGAAGCUCUCUGCGGUGCUAAUGAAUGUCAGCAGCUUGUAAUGGAAGCGUUCAAGUGGCAUCUAAUCCCUGGAAGGAGAUCUCAGAUAUCGACACAGCGCACCAGACCCAGAAAAUCUACGAUCGGAAAACUGCUGGCAGUUGGUGGUAUGGAUGGCCAUAAGGGCGCCAUUAGCAUAGAAAGUUACGAGCCAAGAUUAGACAAAUGGACUCUUUUGAAGAAUAUGCCUGCAAGGCGGCUUCAAUUCGGAGUAGCUGUUAUGGACGAUAAGUUAAUAAUUGUCGGAGGUAGGGACGGUCUGAAAACACUGAACACAGUUGAGUGUUUCGAUUUAACAACGAUGACUUGGGGUUCGAUAGUGCCACCGAUGGGAACGCCUAGACACGGUUUGGGAGUGGCAUUUCUGGAAGGCCCCCUAUACGCAGUUGGUGGUCACGAUGGGUGGAGUUAUCUGGCAACAGUCGAACGAUGGGAUCCAGCGGCACGUUCCUGGAGCUACGUAGCACCGAUGGCAUCCAUGAGAUCAACUGCCGGUGUGGCAGUGCUCGGUGGACGUCUGUAUGUGAUUGGGGGACGAGAUGGUAGCGUUUGCCAUCGAACCGUGGAAUGUUACGAUCCUCAUACGAAUAAAUGGACCCUGCGUGCGCCAAUGAAUAAACGUCGCGGAGGAGUUGGAGUUGGAGUUCUGAAUGGUUUUCUGUACGCUUUGGGAGGUCAUGACUGCCCAGCGAGCAACCCGGCCGUAUGCAGAACUGAAACCGUCGAACGUUACGACCCCACGACGGAUACAUGGACGUUGAUCGCAUCACUGAGUGUGGGUAGGGACGCAAUUGGGGUGAGCGUUCUGGGCGAUUGGUUAAUAGCCGUCGGCGGUUAUGAUGGCAAUCAGUAUCUGAAAACAGUCGAACAGUAUGACACGGAGAGUAAUGAGUGGCAACAGAUUGCACCGGUCAAUUACAGUCGUGCGGGAGCUUGCGUGGUGGCAAUUCCUAACAAUUUUUCAUCCACCAAUGGAACGGUAGGCACGGGAGUCACGUCCGCCUCGAUGGGCACCCUGGCUACGGUAUCAUCUACCUCGUCCACAAAUACUACGAACAGAGGAGCAGGUUCCUCUCGUACCGGUAAUUACUACUAUAGACGACAGUUUAGGAUCUAUGAUUAUUACGUUUAGCAAGCUGAGCAGGCUGCCCAUCCGGUGAAGAUAUGUAGGUACUAGUCUAGAAGAAGCUCGAAUUGACCGAAUCAACCGACCGAGAAACAAAAAAACAUCACCCUGUGAUCAUUUUUAUUUUUACUGACUGUGAGGUAAUGCUGAGCUCACAUUUAUUACGAGAAAUUCCAUUAAAAGAUGAAAUGCUAAAAACAACCAGCAAAAGCCUCCCAUCAGAACUCCACUGUCGGUUUUGCUAUUUUAUUUUUGAGAUUAUUUUUCCAGUGAAUGUGAUCGAUGGUUAUGUAUGUACCUAGUUCCAAAGAUUUGCUGCCAAAACCAGUGUAAAACAAGGCGCGUGGACCGGUGGGAGGCAUUUUUAUCUGUGAUCGGCUAAUGACGAAUACAAUGUGAAAGAAUUCCAGUUUCCUUUUCCGAUAGAUAUAUUGUUUCAUAUAAGCGACGCAUAUAAAAAAGCAGAUUCAAUUUGAUAGUUUUCUACUUUGGAUACCUUAUAACGCGUAUACUAAAUGCUUUUCAGUGACUGUUAGGUUAUAAUCAAUCAUUUGUGUUGCUCUAGAAACUAAAUUUUGAGCGUGAUAUUUUGUUUAUUUUUUUCUAGAAGUCAAUGUAACGAUAAAAACGAAAACUAACUAGAAUCGAUUGUAGGUAUUAAGGUUAUCUACUCUAAUGUAAGAUUGAAUGGCAAUGGACGAAUCAAAUGAAUGUAAGAUGAUACUAAAUCAAUCACCUAAAAUAUGCCUAGUAUUUGUACUAUGAAAAAAAAACACUGCAACCGAAGAUCCUACAGCUAUAUUUCAAAUGAAAAGGCACACAAAAGAAUACUUGUUUUGAUACUAUUUUUAGCUAAAUAUUAUAUACUGACGAUCAAUUAUUAAUAAUAACAUAUUUUAGUAUGAA